Molecule: messenger RNA, 3391 nt
Organism: Oncorhynchus nerka (sockeye salmon)
Lineage: Eukaryota; Metazoa; Chordata; Actinopteri; Salmoniformes; Salmonidae
Product: sodium- and chloride-dependent GABA transporter ine
Exons: 13
Coding region: 60-1925 (621 amino acids)
Biological process (GO): sodium ion transmembrane transport
Cellular component (GO): plasma membrane
Source: RefSeq, a predicted model, not a curated record
AACUUUGGGAAAUAUGCGUUUUACCUUACAGUAGUUCCUUUGCACUCAGCUAAUCAUUAAUGAGUCAUAAAAGACGAUUAUGUGACUGUCUUUCAUUUAUUUCUAACCAAGCCUCCCAUGACGUUUGGGCCCAGUCAGUAAAGUCACAGAGAAGACACAGACAGAAAGACCCAACCUUGGAGAUGGAGCUGGACCAAGGCAAGAUGGAUCAGGAGCCAGGCAGGCCCACAUGGAACAGGCAGAUAGAGUUCACCCUGGCUGGGAUCGGCUGUGCUGUGGGGCUGGGGAACAUAUGGCGGUUCCCUUAUCUGUGCUACAGGAGUGGAGGAGGUGCAUUCCUGGUUCCCUACCUGCUGAUGCUGCUGGUGAUGGGAAUUCCUCUGCUCUACAUGGAGCUGAUUCUGGGACAGUACAUGAGAAGAGGGCCUGUUCAUGCCCUGGCUAAAGCCUGCCCGCUGCUCAAAGGAGUGGGCCUGGCGACUGUGGCCAUCUCCUUCAUCAUGUGUACUUACUACAACGUCAUCAUCACAUGGGGUCUGUACUACCUGUUCAGCUCCUUCCAGAGUCCGCUGCCCUGGCAGAGCUGCAACAACACAUGGAACACCCCCAACUGCACCGAUCACAUAAACCCGAACACCAGCUCACACUCCUCCACCGCCAGCCAGCAGUUCUUCAAUUAUAGGAUGCUGGAGAGGACAGGGGGAGUGGAGGAGAGCGGGGUGCUGCGAUGGGAACUCUUUCUCCUGCUCCUUUUGGCCUGGAUCCUCCUCUACUUCUGCAUCUUUAAGGGGGUCAAGUCAACAGGGAAGGUGGUAUACUUCACGGCUCUCUUCCCAUAUGUCAUCCUGUUAGCUCUGUUGAUUAACAAUGUCCAGCUCCCAGGAGCUAUGGAAGGCAUCCGCUUUUUCAUCGUGCCAAACUGGGAGAAACUCCUGGAGUUGGAGGUUUGGGUCAACGCUGCAGCUCAGAUCUUUAACUCCAUUGGGAUAGGCUUUGGCUCCCUCAUGGCCAUGUCCAGCUAUAACAACUUCAACAACAACAUAUUAAAAGACACCCUGGCUAUCUCCAUCACCAACUCCCUGACCAGUAUUCUGGCAGGUUUUGUCAUCUUCUCGGCAUUCGGCUACAUGUCACAUCUCCAGAACAUACCUGUCAGUGAGCUGGCUGUAGAUGGUCCAGGACUGGUUUUUGUUGUUUACCCACAAGCCUUUGCAACGAUGCCAGUGGCUCCGCUGUGGGCAAUUCUGUUCUUCUUCAUGCUCCUGUGCCUUGGGCUGGACAGCCAGUUUGCCAUGGUGGAGGUGAUGGCGACCAGCCUAAUGGAUGGGUUUGGAGGGCCCCUGAUGAAGUUCCUGAGACACAAGGAGAUGCUGGUGCUGGCAGUCUGCAGCACUGCCUUUCUGCUGGGAAUACCCCAUGUCAUGCAGGUGGGGAUCUAUGUAUUCCAGCUGAUGGACCACUACACGGCCAUAGUGUCUCUCAUGUUCCUGGCCUUCUUUGAGGUGCUGGCCAUCUGCGGACUUUAUGGUGUGAGGAGGCUUUCGGCAAACUUAAAGGAGAUGACAGGAAAUAGGCCUAACAUCUUCUUCAGAGUGUGCUGGAUGUUUGUGGCUCCUCUUCUGAUCACUAUUAUCCUAGUGUUCACAAUCAUCCAGUUUAAACCAGCUCGCUAUGAGGACUACGUGUAUCCCCCGUGGGCUCAGGGGAUUGGCUGGGUCAUCGCUAUGGCAUCCAUCAUCUGGAUCCCACUCGGAGCUCUUCACACACUGUGGGUUCUGCCAGGCUCCUUCACUGAGAGAUUAGUAAAGUCAAUCACCCCCUAUGCACUGGAGAACGAGAGGGGAGGAGACACAUACCCAAACAUAGCAGUCAUCAGCUCCUUAGGUAGAGAAACAGAGAAGCCUCACAUUCAGACAAACCUCUGAUACUGACUCUCCCUACUGAUGGCCUCUGUACCAGCCUGGGAUUCUGGGACUAUGCUAGGCUUGGAGAGCCAGGUGAGGGUUAAUUAAGGAUGUCAAUCCUGAUUCACAUUGGCACUGGGAACCACACUGUCUGUGGAUGACGUGCGUGGCAAAAACCGUCCAACAACAUUCCUAUUGGUGAUGUUUGGGACUUCUGCUCAUGGGGAAGUGGGUUGUUCUCCUUCAUGGAGUGAAGAUAUAUAUUUUUUUUAAACACUGUUAUAGUCAAUUAUGUAAUAACAAAUAGAAGAAAUGGGCCUGGACCCAAGAAUAUUACCUAUCUCUGCCUUGAAAGAUCAGAAUUGGUCAUGAGUGGAUACUGGUACUUGAUGAAUAGACCUUAACCUGUCCAUAUGUUGCACUGUCUGAACUUUGGUAAUAUGUUUUCUAUAUGUAGCCAUGGAUGACCAAAGUACAACGGUGUGAGAACUGUUAGUUAUGGAUGUUGUUGUUCUGCCCUUCAAGCAUGUUAGCUUUCACUUGAGCAGCACCUUGUGGUUAACACAACUGAGGAGGUAUUACAUGUAUUUCUAGAGUACCACAGUGAGUCAUAAUACCCAUAAAAUCUAGCAGUCAAACAGGGAUAUGGUUCAAAUUGUUUUUCCACAGUUCAUUUUUUCCAAUUUGUAAGUCGCUCUGGAUAAGAGCGUCUGCUAAAUGACUUAAAUGUAAAUGUAAUUUUUCCAAUAGUGGAUUUUAGAAACACUUAAAAUAAGGGCUGUGUUUUCAUGUAGGCUUACCCUGAUGUGACUUUUUGAUAACUGUGUAAACCUCACUGGGACAUGGUGACUUUUAUCAAUAUAUUCGCAUGUAUUACCCCCCAAAAUGAAAUGCCUUUUUAGCUGCUAAUGUGGCUAUCAUAAAGAACUAGAAAGAACUCUCGAUUAACUAUCUGUUAGCAAAAUUUUGUCAUUAAUAAAUUGGAAAAAUGUCUUUAAAUUGAUAAGUGUUACAUUGCACAAUACAUGUUAGCAACGGUGUCAGCUAGAGGUGACACAUGCAGGAGCUUGCAGGAAUUUGCAUGUCUCUUUGAAUGCUAAUUAGCAUUUUCGAAUCGGUGUAAUAGAGAUGAAUAUAUUGAUAAAAUUCACCUUGUCCGAGAGAGGUUUACAUGGUUAUCAAAACGUCACGUCAGAGUAAUCCUACACAAAACACAGCCCUUAUUUUAAGUGUUUCUAAAAUUCCCUGUUGGAAAAAUGAAUGGUGGUAAAAUUAUUGGAACCAUUUCCGGUUUACCGCUAGGUUUUACAGGUAUUAUGACCCCCCAUGGGGCUAUAUAUUAGUAAAACAUGUACAGUAUGAUGCAGUAGCUAUGGAUCAGCACAGCAGUUAAUAAAAUAAUCUACCAAAUGCAGCAUUUGGAACGUAUUGUUAAAAUAUUCCUUAUGUAAUAUGUUGUUUACAAUAAAAUGCCACAAUAUGUUUGA